AUGUCUUGUGGGCUUGGCAAGGCAUGCAGAGGGUCAAACCUACCGAAACUUUUCACCCGCCUCAUACCACUUUUGGUGCUUGAGACAGAAGACACGUCCUGGGUGGGAUACUACGAAGCCGUCAAUUCAGUCCCGCCCAAAUACAGCAGGAGGGGUUCAGUACCAUCAACAACAAACAACAGGCUUGAUUGCUCCCCGAAGGUACCUUGA
Messenger RNA from Colletotrichum abscissum, 210 nucleotides. RefSeq lists its product as uncharacterized. The record is from RefSeq and is a predicted model, not a curated record. The coding region runs from base 1 to 210 and encodes 69 amino acids. Lineage: Eukaryota; Fungi; Ascomycota; Sordariomycetes; Glomerellales; Glomerellaceae. The transcript has a single exon.